Molecule: messenger RNA, 713 nt
Organism: Frankliniella occidentalis (western flower thrips)
Lineage: Eukaryota; Metazoa; Arthropoda; Insecta; Thysanoptera; Thripidae
Product: zinc finger SWIM domain-containing protein 7
Exons: 3
Coding region: 129-593 (154 amino acids)
Biological process (GO): double-strand break repair via homologous recombination
Cellular component (GO): Shu complex
Molecular function (GO): zinc ion binding
Source: RefSeq, a predicted model, not a curated record
AUCGUAAUUGUCUUGCAGACGACGGUGAAGGCGGGAUGGCGCGUGGCGGGUAUCUGCUCUCAAAAAAGAACCAAACCACUGCAAACUGACAUGACAAAAGCAUACAAAACUACAGUUUUAACGGCAAGAUGUACAACAUGCAAACGACCUCGCGGAAGAUUAUUCUCCCAUUCGUCACUUCUGACCUAUUUGGAGAAAUUGAAAGAUUGUACUCCGAGGAAGGCAAAUUCAGCGACGAGUCAUUGCUAGCCUUGCAUGCUGUGUUUGGAGCCCCCUUUGAACGAGCACUUGAGAUGCUUGAAAAAGAUUGUGUAACUCUUCUGACCACUGCUAAUGAUACUCGACAAGCACUUCAGGUUUCAGGGGGACGUGGCGAGCUAUAUACACUAUUCCCAAAUAUCAAUUUUUGCCCCUGUCUUGCAUAUGCCCAUCAAGUUGUCACAUCUCGGAUUCAUGUAUCUUGUAAACAUGUACUAGCAGCAAGACUCUCUCAAGUUAUGGGUCGUACCACACGGAAAGAAGCAAGUCCUGAGGAAGUUGCUCGCAUCUUAUGUCUCUCAGCUCAUGCAGACAAGAGCAUUGAAGAUUUUUGAUAUUAGUCAACUACAUUUUUCUGUGACUUCAGGAUGUCAUUGUAUGUUUUGAAGGGGAAAAGUAAUGUGUUGUGUCAAUGACACUUCUUGUAUUUAGAUAUUUGAUUAUUUUUUCUUGAA